UGCACAUUCACUCUACUAUUUCUAUCUACGAUAUCAACACUAUCAGAAUUCUGUUCCUAUGUAUUUCUUUUUUUCUGUUUAGCACAGUUUUAAAUUGUGACUCCCUUUUGAAGGCAUUCGUGUUUGUCUAAGGGAACGGAAAGAAUACACUUGUUCACAGAUGGUCCGUUUCGCAAACCCUCGCAAGGUCCUCUGUUUUGUGUGCUACCUGACCUUUUCACGAGUUAACCUGCACUCCUCAUAUAGCCCAGGCUAUGUUUGCACCGGGUUUCUAUCGGUUGACCACUAAACGAGGUCUCUCCUCAUGUCCACUUUAGAACUCGGUAACGAGAAGAAGAAAAUGGCCGACUCGAAUGGCCUUUUCUCAGGCUGUUGCCAUGGCGACUGAGAGAGGAAAAUACCUGCGUGCAUAGCGGCCGUACAUGACUGUGUGGCAGAGUGAGAUUUUGAAAGCACUUGGGACAAAAGGAAGCCCACUGACAAUAUGUGCAAAAUAUGUCCAACACUGUCACGGAACUGCCAAGAGCUUUUUUUUUGUGUGGUGAUGCGUUUGGUCUUUUGUCGAGGGAGGAAGCCUUUGUCUAUCCAUAGUGCAGGGCCACUGGACAGAGAAUAACGAGCCAGGCUUAGCAUGCAGUAGAGAGCUGAAGAUGAUGGAACACCAGGAGCAGAGUGAUGACAUCAGUGUCCUGAGCCCGCUGGAGUUGCUGGCAGAGGCCGCCAAGGAGGAUGAUCGACACUGCCAACCACAGUUCAGGCUGCAACUGAUUGAUGACCUGACCUAUGAAGAUGUCAAGAAAUGCUACAGGGGCUCGACCGUCAGCAAGUACAAUUCCCAGUACCACAAGCUGUUCCAGACCGUGCCCAAGGAGGAGAUCCUCAUGAAAGUGUAUUCCUGCGCUCUUCUCCGAGACAUCCUACUUCAGGGCCGCCUCUACAUCUCCCGCAACUGGCUGUGUUUCUAUGCCAACCUCUUUGGGAAGGACAUCAAGGUGGCCAUUCCAGUGGUGUCAGUACGGCUGGUGAAGAAACACAGGACAGCAGGCCUAGUACCUAACGGGUUGGCCAUCACUGUGGACACCAGCCAGAAGUAUGUGUUUGUGUCCUUGCUGUCCCGAGACAGUGUCUACGAUGUCCUCAGGAGGAUCUGUACACACCUUCAGGUGAAUGGGAAGAAAAGCCUUAGCCUGAAGCAGUACUUGGAGGAGCCUAGCUCACUAUCUAUGGAUGAGUUCCCUGUGGUCAAUGACUUCCCUCCAGUGUUGAAGUGGAGGAGAAAGCCGUCCAUUCCGUCCGUGUCCUCCUCUCUCCCAGACCUCCUGGGGAACUCCACCAGCAGCCUGAGCGCAGUGGACACCCCCUACCUACCCACUGAGGUUCCACUGACACUGAAGAGUAAGAUCAAAGAGCGGAGUCUGGAGACGGAGAAGAUCCUCCUGGCAGAGCCAGUGCCAGAGCUGGGCCACAUGGAGUACCAGCUGCUCAAGUUCUUCAUCCUUCUUAUCAUCCUGCUCAUCAUGUCCUCCUGCUACCUGGCCUUCCGUGUGUGUAGUCUGGAGCAGCAGCUCUCCUUCCUCAAUACACACCCGACAGUGCACAUGAGAGAGAGGUAACACUUGCUGUAUGCUGCGUCACCAUUGGACAGAUGUCCUGUCAGUCACGGAGGUUCUCCUGAUGAUUGGGCAAACAGAGACUCGGUUCAUUUACCUGUCCCACCAUGUAGGUGUGGAGGAGUGCACUGCUGGUUCAAUGAGAAGACAAUGACUUGAGAAAAGCCCAGACCUGAAGCAAAAACUGCACUAAAACAGACAGCCUAGUAGGGGGUGCCAGUGAGUCAAUAAUCCUCUUGUCAUUCCCCAGAAAGACUAUGGACCCCUCGGACAAGAGACUAGGAUGGAAUGAGGAGAAUGGAGGAGGAUCGGAAGUAGAGGACUGCAGAGUAGAUGUCAAUAGAGCUGUGCCAACCAAGUUCACCUGACCUUUGAGCUCAAUGUCCUUAUUUUACUGCCAAUGAAUUACAAUUACAAUUCCAGUCGACUGAUCAGACACCUUCGCAUUCAGGAUUUCAGAGAAUAGUCUUUUUUUUUUCAGAGACAUUUUCAACAGGAACAGACUGAACCCAGUGGGUGUUUUUUUGUGUACACUUUUGUGGAGAGUUGCUGCCAGAGAGACUGAAGACAAGGUAUUCCAUUCCGAUAAGGAACUCAACUUGACCUGGUCAAACAGUUCCCACCGCAACCCACCCGGCUAUGUUUACUGAGCACCGUCACUAAGGCACGAACUCUCCUGUACCCUAAUGAAGAAACUAUUUCAAUAGACAUUAUUAUCAGAACUUUAUCUGCCUGUCAGAAUUGUGAGAUGAUAUGCUAGAGUUGCGGCUGAAUUAUAGCGGUCUUGUCAUGCAAACUGAAAACAUGGUACCGUGUGUGUCAGGUGAGGUCGACAAGUCAUGAAGUGAAAGGUGCGCGCGUGUGUGUGUGUGCGUGUCAGUGUGGGUGCGUGUUUACGUGUGUAUGAGUGUUUUCAACAUUAUGUGUGCAACUUAAACAAGUGACUAGGAAUAUCUCAAGGUAGCGUGCAGCUUCUCCACCUGACAAACGAUGCCUGCAUGUAAUGUAACACUAGAUAUUGACCGAAUUGUAAAGCCAUUGUCUGUGACACUGUUGCAUGGAUGUUAUCGAUGGAGUGGAACUAACGCAGUAAAGCAGUGACGGUAUCGAGAGAGACGCAGGUUGACAGUGAAAGUCGUUGCUGUUCACUUGUUCCACAACGUUCCCACGUGGAGGUGUGUACUAUAGAGAUUGUACAGUACUUGAAACCUAAUCAUUGCAUUUCAUAGGAGAUUAUGUAUUCAUGUCAUCCAUGGUGUGGAAAAAUAUGGCCUCCACUUCAGCUACUAGGUGCACCUUUUUAAAGCGUAUCUGAGGCUGGUUCAGAGAGAAUUGUGUAGACUAGAGUGUAUUUACUACUAGAGCCUGUAUGUAUUUAUUUGUGUGCAAUUUUGUACUGAGUCAGGAAGGCAUGUUGUUUUUAGUGAGUCGGGUGUUUGUUCACUGACGUAUUUCUAACAUGGGUCGUGUUCAUUUUGCACAAAAUGGGGGGGGGGAACUGAUUUUAAAUGAACUACUUGGAUUUGUCCAAUCAUGCCCUAAUGAAUACGACCCUGUCUUGCAGUAGGGCUGGAGUCAGCAGUGCCGUGCGUAACUGUGAGACAGCAGUGACUAAUAAACAGCCUUCCUCUCUG
Molecule: messenger RNA, 3244 nt
Organism: Oncorhynchus gorbuscha (pink salmon)
Lineage: Eukaryota; Metazoa; Chordata; Actinopteri; Salmoniformes; Salmonidae
Product: GRAM domain-containing protein 2A
Exons: 12
Coding region: 651-1613 (320 amino acids)
Biological process (GO): regulation of store-operated calcium entry
Cellular component (GO): organelle membrane contact site; extrinsic component of cytoplasmic side of plasma membrane; endoplasmic reticulum membrane
Molecular function (GO): phosphatidylinositol-4,5-bisphosphate binding
Source: RefSeq, a predicted model, not a curated record